AUGGUUAUAGCCAAGAGGUUAUCAGACGAAGAUACAGAAGAGGACAUCAGAGAAGCGUUCAGUGUAUUCGACAAGGAUGGCAAUGGUUACAUAACACACAAGGACCUCCAGACUGUUCUCACAAAACUUGGGCUCGAUAUGGCAGUCGAUGAGAUCGAGGACAUGAUAACAGAGGCUGACAAUGACGGUAACGGCAAAGUCAGCAUAGAAGAUCUUUUCAAGGAGAUUUUAGCUGAGGAAAAUCUCGACUUGAGGAAAUCUCAAGUUGAGAUGGCGCCUGGUGUUUACGCAGUAGUGUACUUCAUGUUGUUUUUGGUGUAUGUCCAUUCCUGGAACUGA
This is a messenger RNA of Ylistrum balloti, 339 nucleotides long. Its product is annotated as calmodulin-like. Bases 1 to 339 code for a protein of 112 amino acids. Lineage: Eukaryota; Metazoa; Mollusca; Bivalvia; Pectinida; Pectinidae. The record is from RefSeq and is a predicted model, not a curated record. The transcript has 2 exons. Gene Ontology annotation, molecular function: calcium ion binding.